GGGCGGCCGAGGAGCUCCGGGCGGCGGCGGCGGCGGACUCGCUCGGCCGGCUGUGCGCGCCCUCCCCGGCCCUGGUCUCGCCCGCUCGGCCGUUAGGGCCGGUGCCGCGGCUUUGUGCGCGGGCAUGGUGUAGCCCCCGCCGCCGCGCGGAGGAGCCGGCGCGUGGCUCCGUCUCCGGCUGCGUCCCCGCCCCCGGAGGAGCGACCCCCUCGGCUCGGCGUCUCCCGGCUGCUGGGGACCCCUCGGCGCCGCCGGCACCAUGAGUGAACAGAGUAUCUGUCAGGCAAGAGCUGCUGUGAUGGUUUAUGAUGAUGCCAAUAAGAAGUGGGUGCCAGCUGGUGGCUCAACUGGGUUCAGCAGAGUUCAUAUAUAUCACCAUACAGGCAACAACACAUUCAGAGUGGUGGGCAGGAAGAUUCAGGACCAUCAGGUCGUGAUAAACUGUGCCAUUCCUAAAGGGUUGAAGUACAAUCAGGCUACACAGACCUUCCACCAGUGGCGAGAUGCUAGACAGGUGUAUGGUCUCAACUUUGGCAGCAAAGAGGAUGCCAAUGUCUUCGCAAGUGCCAUGAUGCAUGCCUUAGAGGUGUUGAAUUCCCAGGAAACAGGGCCAACAUUGCCUAGACAAAAUUCACAACUGCCUGCCCAGGUUCAAAAUGGCCCAUCACAAGAAGAAUUGGAAAUUCAAAGAAGGCAACUACAAGAACAGCAACGACAAAAGGAGCUGGAGCGGGAAAGGCUGGAGAGAGAAAGAAUGGAAAGGGAGAGGUUGGAGAGGGAGAGGCUAGAAAGGGAAAGACUGGAGAGGGAGCGACUAGAGCAGGAGCAGCUGGAGAGAGAGAGACAGGAAAGGGAGCGGCAGGAGUGGCAGGAGCGCCUGGAGCGGGAGCGCCUGGAGCGCGAGCGGCUGGAGAGGCUGGACCGAGAGAGGCAGGAGAGAGAGCGGCAGGAGCAGCUAGAAAGGGAGCAGUUGGAAUGGGAGCGAGAGCGAAGAGUAUCGAAUGCUGCUCCAUCUUCAGACAGCUCCCUGUAUAGUGCUCCACUUCCUGAGUAUGCCAGUUGCCAGCCUCCUUCAGCACCUCCUCCAUCAUAUGCUAAAGUCAUCUCAGCUCCAGUGUCAGAGGCCACUCCUGACUAUGCCGUAGUGACCGCUUUGCCACCUACUUCCACACCCCCCACACCACCACUUCGACACCCAGCGACCCGUUUUGCAACAUCUCUAGGUUCAGCCUUCCACCCUGUUCUUCCCCAUUACGCUACAGUUCCUCGUCCUCUGAACAGAAACUCUCGGCCUUCUUCUCCUGUGAACACACCCUCCUCUCAGCCUCCAGCUGCGAAGCCCUGUGCCUGGUCUCCUUCCAAUUUCUCGCCCCUCCCUCCGUCUCCUCCAGUCAUGAUUAGCAGCCCCCCAGGCAAAGCUACGGGUCCAAGGCCUGUCCUCCCUGUUUGUGUUUCUUCUCCUGUGCCCCAAAUGCCUCCAUCACCAACUGCACCCAACGGGCUGCUUGACUCGGUAGCAUACCCAGUGUCUCCACCGCCUACCUCGGGGCCCGCAGCGCCGCCUCCGCCACCUCCACUGCCUUCCCUCGCGCCACUCGCACACUGUGGAUCUCAAGCCUCUCCUCCUCCAAGCACCCCCGUUGCCUCAACUCCCUCAUCCAAGCCUAGUGUUCUCCCUUCUCCCCCUGCAGCUGCCCCCGCCUCUGUGGAGACUCCUCUAAACUCUGUGCUGGGAGACUCCUCUGCUUCUGAGCCAGGCUUGCAGGCAGCCUCUCAGCCGGCCGAGACUCCAGCCCAACAGGGCAUUGUCUUGGGACCACCUGCACCUCCACCCCCGCCUCCCCUCCCACCAGGUCCUGCCCAGGCUUCAGCCACACUCCCUCCACCCCCAGGACCCCCUCCACCCCCUCCUCUUCCAUCCUCAGGGCCUCCGCCUCCACCUCCGCCACCCCCUCUUCCUAACCAAGUCCCCCCUCCGCCUCCACCACCGCCUGCUCCUCCUCUCCCUGCAUCUGGAUUUUUUGCGGCAUCCAUGUCGGAAGACAAUCGCCCUUUAACUGGACUUGCAGCUGCAAUUGCUGGAGCAAAGCUUAGGAAAGUGUCGCGGAUGGAGGAUGCCUCUGUCCCAAGCGGAGGGAGUACCAUUGGCGUGAAUUCGGCCUCAUCUAAAACAGAUUCAGGUCGUGGAAAUGGACCCCUUCCUUUAGGGGGUAGUGGUUUAAUGGAAGAAAUGAGUGCCCUGCUGGCCAGGAGGAGAAGAAUUGCUGAAAAGGGAUCAACAAUAGACACAGAUCAAAAAGAGGACAAAAAUGAAGACCCAGAGCCUGUGGCUUCUAAGGCCUCUUCAACAAGUACACCUGAACCAACGAGAAAACCUUGGGAAAGAACAAACACAAUGAAUGGCAGCAAGUCGCCCGUCAUCUCCAGACCCAAAUCUGCACCCUCGUCCCAGCCCAGUGCCAACGGAGUCCAGACGGAGGGGCUGGACUACGACAGACUGAAGCAGGACAUUUUAGAUGAAAUGAGAAAAGAAUUAACGAAGCUAAAAGAAGAACUCAUUGAUGCAAUCAGGCAGGAACUGAGCAAGUCAAAUACCGCGUAGAGCCACAAACUAAGGAGAAGAGAGGACUUUAAUCUAGAGAAAGAAGAAAAAACCUACAAACAACAAACGCCUAGAUUUUGUGAGCUGUAAGAAGAAAAUGGAGACAAACAGUCAGAAGGAGGGAAAAACCAACGUGUUUGAAAGCCUUCAGACAUUCUUACUCUGGUGAUAAGCUAUUUCCCUCCCAGUUUGCUGCUUUUUUCUGACCUUUUCAACAGGAUGGAAGAGAGUCAUGUAAGAGUUCCUACGACAGUUAUGCAGAAAAUACUAAACCCGUCAGACAGGAUCACCGUGCAUUGAAAUAUUUUCAUGUCGAGAAAAAAAUUGCACACUUCCCACAGUCCAUUGCUAAAAUAAAGAAGAAAAAGGCUUAAGAAGUGUUUUUCAGAGAGCGCUGAUGAAGAAUUUAGCAAGUUAUGCUAUUGUAUUGUAAAUGUUUCUCUCAGGUUUGUCUUCCUAUCAUAUUUGAUAUUCCAUGAAUAAUUGAGAUGUAGGUUAAGAUCAUAAAAUGUGGAACAAAUGGAAUUGUAUGUGCUUUUCAAGGGUGAUAUUUAUCAGAAAGUGUCCUAAAAAUGACUUGUCCAGCUUGAGGAAUUUUAGAAUGAUAGGAAGUCUCUCGAGUUAGCCUUCAUGCAAUUUUGUAGAUUAAAACAUAAAAUUCGUCCAGAAUUUAAAGAUUUAGAUGCCUUCCUAAAUUGUUACAAUGCUUUACCAAAUCUAUGACUCCUACAUAACACAAACCAGUGGUCAAAUGUAAAACAAUAUAUUGUAGAUUUACUGUAGGUUUUCAACCUUUUUUAGAUUUAUGCAUGUGGACAUUUUUAUAACGUAAUUACAACCACCACAAAGUUAGCUUUUUUAAUUGCAGACAGUAAUGCAUGUCACACUAAUACGUAGUGGCCUUUGCAAGGCCUAGUCCCAGGGAGAUCGUUUUGUAGAGUAUAGGGGAGUGGGAGGAAGGGAAGGAAUAAGUUUUUAUUUAAAGUUAACUUCUGCACUAUCUUUUUUUUCUCAAUUACCUGCAUGAAUAAUAAUGAGGAAUAUUUUGUGACUUUAAUUGGUAAAUAUGUUAACAGAACCAAGUACUUAAUCUGUUACAUCAUGUCUUCAGCUAUUUGUAUUUUAGCUUCAGUAAUUUCGAUGGUCUGAAACGUGACUCUGAGCUUCCCGAGUCCCCUCUCACUGUGGAGCUCAGAGGCUCGACCCCGGGUUUGGCGGUUGCCAUCCCCUCGGGGCCCUGCAGUUGUACAGGUGUCCAGGUACAUGCUCCUGACAACGAAGCUGCUUUUGAACUUUGUUAUGUUGAAAUACAAGAGUUAACAAUGAUGGCAGCCAUUAGGAUCUCAGAAAUCAUUAGGUGAAGGGAAACCAAUGAAGACUUCUUCAUGAUUUUCUUUGAAUAAAUAAAGCGAGACUUAGGUGGUGGGAAGAGGAACUAGACACCCAAGUUCUCAUUGUGUGGGUGCGCACGUGUGUGGGUGCGCGUGCGUGUGGGUGUGCGCAGGCAGGCGUGUAUGUAAUCCACUCCCUUUUCUUCGAAACUCGUAAGAUUAAAAGAGGGGAGAAAUCCUGUAUGUUGCAAUGAUAGAUUUCUUUUUGAAAAUUUAGGAAAUCAGAAAUUCUCCAGGCUCUCCAUCUUGAUUUAUGCUUGAGUUGUUAUGUGCCAUAUUUGCUUUGAAAUUUUUGAGUAUCAGAAGUUCUACUAAAAUUUUGGAGACAUAAUCCAUUUUCAUCUGCUUUCUAGAUUUCUUACCUCUCGGUUCAUAAGGACAGAGCUUGUGGAUAGCUUAGUUUUCUAAAUGCUGCCCUUCUGCAGCCACUACCACUGCAGAGAGGUUGGAAUGAGGGAAUUUUUUUUCCUUGUUAAAAUAGUUCUUGUUUCUGUAGAAACUUCAUUUUGAGAUUAAUCUGUGAUGGAUGAGCUAUCAUAAUUCAAUAAUACAGUUCUUUUUUCUAUAAACUAUUCACCGUCAUGCAAUAGUAGUGAAGGCUUAUAAGUACUAUUUUCUAAAAGAAAUAGGAGGCAUUUUCAUCUUUAUUAUUGUACUUUUGGUUAUGCAAACACUUUAAUGAUACAAACGUUUAUGUCCCCUAUAAAUCUGGUCAGAAAUCACUUUCGAUUUUGUUGGUUAAGUUAAAUAGUCUAUGGUAGGAUAGAGUACUGGGUACAGUGGUCCAAAGUAAGGUAAAAGACUACAAUAAAUUGCUAGAUCUUAAAAGAAACCGGUUUAUGCACUAAACGUUUUGUGCCUUGGUCUAAUAUUGACACGAUGUCUGUGUAAAAUGACAAGAAGAACCAGUGUCGAAUCACAUUCUAUUUUCCAUCAUUUUGCACUAUCCCAGAUUGCUAACUGUGUUCUUUCCAAGAGGUUUGAUUGAAUUACUCUAUAUAUUUACUGUCAGGCGUGACAGUUUUGUCAUUGUUAGAGAUUUCAGUAAUUAAAAUGGGAAACAGAAGCUUAAGUUAUUUUCCUCCUCAAAACUGUGUUCCUUGGAACCCCUUAUUCCGAUGGUUUCGUGCUCGUGUACAUUGGAUGUCUUACGCUGAGCGAAGUUCAGGGGCCCUUUUUCAUUACAGGAAGGCACUUCUUCCCUCAACACUGUGAUCUGACCUGUGACAAAUCUGUACCAUACGCUCUGUCAAUGGCUAACCAGUCAAUGCAAACCAACUGAAUGUACAAAUCUUAGUGCUGGUGCUGAAAUCUCUUCAGAACAGACAUCACGGUUUCAAAGUUUGUUUCGAAAUUUGCGAGCAUCAAGUGUCACUCAAAACUGAAGAUGAAACACUAAUGAAUGUCGGAUUCUCAUGCUUUAGGUGUACUUCCUGUUUAGAUCUUUCGGUUCUCUGCUAUUUUUACCGUACUGUUUCAUUUAAAUUUCCUACACGCUAACUUCGUUUGUGCGAUUGAAAUAAAAUUGCGGUAUAUACA
Molecule: messenger RNA, 5532 nt
Organism: Equus quagga
Lineage: Eukaryota; Metazoa; Chordata; Mammalia; Perissodactyla; Equidae
Gene: ENAH
Product: ENAH actin regulator
Exons: 14
Coding region: 260-2602 (780 amino acids)
Biological process (GO): actin polymerization or depolymerization; actin polymerization-dependent cell motility; axon guidance
Molecular function (GO): SH3 domain binding; profilin binding
Source: RefSeq, a predicted model, not a curated record